Phialemonium atrogriseum is the source of this 912-nucleotide messenger RNA. RefSeq lists its product as uncharacterized. Gene Ontology annotation, biological process: vacuolar transport. NCBI's taxonomy places the organism in Eukaryota, Fungi, Ascomycota, Sordariomycetes, Cephalothecales, Cephalothecaceae. The transcript has 4 exons. The record is from RefSeq and is a predicted model, not a curated record. Bases 131 to 664 code for a protein of 177 amino acids.
UUUGAUGACGGAGCUGCCACCGAUUUCCUACAUCGACUGCCUAUAAGAGUCAGAACCUCUCCCAGUGUUUUCCUCCAGCGAACCUGAAAAAGCCCCGACGACCUGGCAGGCUACCGCGAACGCAAUUGCAAUGCAACAUCAACAUCUCCACCCUGUAACGCUUUCCAACUCCAAUACCAUCCCGCCCCCUUCAGACAAUAUGAAAGCUCUAGGAUGGCUCUUCGGCUGGGUCUUCGGCUGGGUCUUCGGCUGGCGUAAUACGCAAGCUGAGUCGUCACAAGAAACCCAGGCGUUUCUCGACGAGAAAAUCGGGGGGCUGGAUCUAUUUCGAAUCCAGCUAGAGAAGCAAGAGAAGAUGAUUGAGCGAAGCACGCAGGGAGGUCAAUUUGGCGUCCGCAGAAUCCAAGAACAGGAGCUCGUCCGUAUUAGAAAGACUAUCGAGGCGGCCUACAUUUGGAAGAAUCAUCUACGGCACAUGUCCCUUCUUCUACAGACCUCCGGACAGAUCGAGCCGGUGAUGCACGCCAUGACAACCUCGGCUCGAACGCUAGCCAGUAUGAACCGUUCUGUGGACAUGGAUCAGUUACAACGGAUGACGAUGGUAGUCCAACGGGAAUCUGAUAUUACGAACCACCAGAAAGAUAUGAUGAACAAUGCUAUGUAAAAUGCAAAAGAGGUCGAAGAGGAGGCAGAUGAAGUUGAUUUGGAGUUGUGGUACUUGGGCAGCAGAUUCCACCCUUAUUCUGGAACGAUAAUUCUCUUAGGUUCGAAGCUCGGGGAGAACUCCAACAGACCUAGAGGGAGGGAUGAGGAUAGCAGAGUCUGACAAAGGUUCAAAUGGGAGACCUGUCAGUGGGAGAGCAGGAGACAAGGGGAUGGGAUGGAACAGGCGCAUGUACAGAAUACAUGUAA